AUGGCUAUUUUGAAGAGUGAUGCUACAUCUAGACUUCAUAAAUUUCCGAACGAUCCAAUAUUUACUCGACUUCGCAAACUCUACGCAGAGAGACCAGGAGUGCUGUUUCACGAUGAACACGGUAUUGAUGCCGGCUAUAGUGACCUGAUCAGCGAUGUUAUACACAUGCGUCAGGUCCUGCGAGAGCAGCUCCCAAGUACUGUAUUUGGCGAGGAUGGCCUGCUACAACCAGAGGCUCCUUCCAUUGCAUUUCUCGCAUUCAAUGGGUACUACUUCAUUGUGAGUUUUCUGGCCAUUGCGGCCCUGGGAGGCAUCUGUGUGCCACUGUCAACAAGCCUUAUUCCAGAAGAAGUCCUCUAUCUUCUGAAUAAGACGAAUGCAAACUUUAUCCUUAUAGAUGAAGGGUGUUCUGAGCUAGGAUUGAAAGUUAAAGAUCAUGCCCGGGACCUGGCUAAUCAACAGUUAACCAUACAUCCGGUAACAAGAGCGAGGCCAGGCCCCUGCCCCAAGUUGGAAAUUGAUGAGCAAUUGACCUUUCCCCCAAAAACUGGAUGUCUUGCUCUGUUUACAUCGGGGACAACCAGUUCUCCAAAAGCAGUUCUUCUUCCUCGCGAAUUAUUUCAUUCCUUACAGGAUCCACUGGACCUAGACGGUCUCUAUCUAUCUACCAGCUCUGUACAUUGGAUAGGAGGCUCAACUGGCCUCAUAGACAGUGUUCUUUGUGGACAGAGAUUACAUAUCGUGAAGGGAGAAUGCGGAGCUGCAAAGCGAUGGGAACUUUUGAAAGCAGGAACAAUCACAGAGUUGUCCGUGUCCCCGACAACUCUGAGAGAGAUGAGGGAUUACUAUAAUGAAAGUAUCUCUUGCCUUGCCCCAGAAGAUCGUGAUGAAUAUAUCAACGGAGCGCGAAAGCUAGAGGUCAUAUUCUCAAGCGGCUCGCCACUUAGUCCUUCUACACGGCAGUUUUUCGUAGAUUUGGCCAAUACGCCAAUCAUGAAUGGAUAUGGAAUAACUGAAAUGGGUGGAGGUGUCAUAAUUACCCCAGCUGAUUCAGAGUUCACAGAAGGACUUAUUGGCAGGCCUAUGGCAGGAAAAACAGUGAAGCUCUCCAACGGCGAUCAUGGCGAAAUUCUAGUCAAACAUCCCAAUAUGUUUAUAAAAUAUAUGAAUGACGAAGCAGCCACACGUGCCGCAUUUGACAAAGAUGGAUUUUAUAAAACUGGCGACUAUGCCCACCGCGUUGGAAAUGAUUACUUUUUCGAUGGCAGGGCUUCCUAUGACUGGGUUCGGUUUCAUGAAUACACAAUAUCUGUACUGGAGCUCGAGAACCGUCUGAUGGAUCUUCCAUAUAUUUCCGAAGCCUAUGUUAUCACAGUUCCGGAUGCCGAAGCUGGUGGAUUGGUGGCAACGCUUGUUCGACCUUGUAAGCAAAAUAUAGACGGAAAACAGUACAGCGAUAUUACUCUGAGACGUAUACGCAAGGACCUUGCUGCCGCUAACCUAGUCGCAUACAAACUGCCUCCCCUUUUGCGGGUUCUCCGAGACGAGGAACAAGUCCCCCGAACAACCUCCGGCAAAACGUUGAAAAAAGAGGCUCUCCGGAAGUACUUUCACAUAUCGGGAUCCAUGCCCGAGGACUAUGCUGUUGAGGGUGUGGAGUACUGCGGAAACCAAAUCGAGGAGUCUGCUUCGACUCGUGUAUUUGAUUGGGGGUUUUUAUAA
Aspergillus caelatus is the source of this 1722-nucleotide messenger RNA. RefSeq names its product class I adenylate-forming enzyme family protein. The coding region runs from base 1 to 1722 and encodes 573 amino acids. Gene Ontology annotation, biological process: fatty acid metabolic process. Lineage: Eukaryota; Fungi; Ascomycota; Eurotiomycetes; Eurotiales; Aspergillaceae. The record is from RefSeq and is a predicted model, not a curated record. The transcript is spliced from 5 exons. Gene Ontology annotation, molecular function: medium-chain fatty acid-CoA ligase activity.